Messenger RNA from Neocloeon triangulifer, 528 nucleotides. Its product is annotated as submaxillary gland androgen-regulated protein 3A-like. The record is from RefSeq and is a predicted model, not a curated record. Bases 88 to 453 code for a protein of 121 amino acids. NCBI's taxonomy places the organism in Eukaryota, Metazoa, Arthropoda, Insecta, Ephemeroptera, Baetidae. The transcript has 2 exons.
CACUUUUUUGUGAUAUCACGCGGCAUAAAAACAUAGGGUCAACGUUUUCCUGCACUUUCGAGACACUUUCAUCAAGGGCGGCGCAACAUGAAGACCAACUUUUUAGGAUUGGUCCUUUUUGUUUGUUUGGCCGUGAGCUCGGCCAAGCCCAUGAAUCGAAUGGUUCGUCGGUCAAGUGAGGACGCUGGAAGAAUUUUCUAUCCUGAUCCAUUUUUACCACCCUAUCCUCCACCCUAUCCUCCACCCUAUCCAUAUCCUCCGCCAGACUUCUUUGGCCCACCCGCCGUCCCCGUUCCAGUUCCAGUGCCGGUGCCAGUUCCAGUUCCUGCGUAUCCAUAUCCACCUUUUUACGACGAGGUUAACGCCAACGGCAGGGCAAUAAGAUCCAAACGAGAUCAACCCUUUCGCCGAAUUUUCAAAUCAGCUCAAAAGAUGAGGCUGACAAAGCAGUGAAAAUGGUCAAAAUCAAUGGAAUUAUACAUAAAAAAAAGCAGCACUUAUUUGAUUGAAUUAUAAAAAUUCACCUAA